GACCGCCUCCUCUGUGGGGGUGGGGCCCACCAGCCCCAACUUUCUCCUCUUCUCAUAUGGCUUUCCCCCCCUUAUUUAACCACGCCCAUUCUCCUUCCUUUUCUCCCCAUCCCUUUCCCCAAAUCUCUCAUCGCCGGCCAUACUUCUUUUUCUCCCCUGUCUUCGAUCUUCUUGAUUUCAUAGGCUUUCAUGGCGGUGAAAAGCAAAGAAGACGGCGCCCGGAAAUCGUACGGCGGCGGUACGGGAAUGCACUACCGAGGGGUGCGGAAGAGGCCGUGGGGCCGAUUCGCCGCGGAGAUCCGCGAUCCAUACAAGAAGAGCCGCGUUUGGCUAGGCACAUUCGACACCGCCGAGGAGGCGGCGAGGGCGUACGACGCCGCCGCCAUGAAGUUCCGUGGGCCCAAGGCCAAGACAAACUUCCCGUUUCUUUCGGAGAACCGCAGCCCUAGCCAGAGCAGCACCGUCGAGUCCUCCGGAUGCGAGAGUGGCGGCCACGCGCCGCGCCUCGCCGUGGAGUUGGAUCUGACGCGCCGUCUCGGUUCGGCGAACGGCGAAGGGUGCUCCGCCUCUGAGGCCAGAUCCGUGAGCAACGCGUACCAGUUCUUCCACCCUCAGCCGGCCGUGGCGGUUCUGCCCAACGGACAGCCGGUUUUGUUGUUCGAGACACUCUGGCGCCCUGGCCGGCCCCACCCUGCCGAUCCGUCUAUAGGCGGAGUUUACAGCGACCCGAGCGCCCACUCGGCGGCGCAAACGAGCCUCUCACGUAGCGGCACGGUGGAGAAAGGCCUUAAUCUGGAUCUGAACCUUGGCCCGCCAGGGGAGAUUUGAUCGGAGCGGACGCAGUAAUUGGGCAAUUUCUGUAUAUAAACGAGUAAAAAAUACGCCGCCGCCGGGAGUGUUUGGUUCCCUUUUUUUUCCUUUUACUUUUUUUACAGCGGAUGAAGGAAUUGAUUCCGAUUGCUGUUCCUAAGGAAUUUCAAGUUGUGUAAUUCGUUUCCUAUGCAUGAUUCAUGGAAAAAUCCUUAGAAAGAUUUUCUGAUUCUAAUUGUCUGUUCUUAUUGCUACGCCGGAAUCUAAGAAACCCAGGUGCCCGAUCUUAUUUUGUCACUGAUGAGCCGCCGUCGGAUGGUGGUGCCGCCGGUGGAUCAUUAGAUCUGGUUUGGUACAUGAUUUGGGAAGCAAUGGUGGGCCUAAUUGGAUGGGGGAGUGGGUGAUGCAUUGGCACCCACUCAAAUUAAUGGUCCAAUUACAACACAAUUGGUCAAAGAAGACUUUGUUUUCCUUAUCUUGGAUUUUUAAAAAGUAAAAUUAAAUUUGUAGUGUGAUA
Molecule: messenger RNA, 1327 nt
Organism: Cuscuta campestris
Lineage: Eukaryota; Viridiplantae; Streptophyta; Magnoliopsida; Solanales; Convolvulaceae
Source: the annotation of a GenBank genome assembly